AUGAAAAAUUUACAUCGCCACCGUGCCCAGCAGCAGGUGAGACUGCAGCGCUGGAAGCCACGCCCACCAAAUAGCACGUCCACCGCCCCCACCGCAACGACAAGGACUUCGAUAAACGAUAACUUUGAAUAUGUCUAUUUUAAUCGAUCAUCGAAUUUGGAAGAUUUUCAAACAACCCCAAGGGAGGAGAUUGGAGGGGCAUCAGGAUCUACGUCCUUUAACAACUCGGUAGAUGCCUUUGGUCCUUAUGACGUCACCCAGCGACAGGGCAGGACCUUCGGCUUGAUCUACGACUGGAUCAGUGGACUCUUCAACUCCUGUGUCUCGCCCUGCACCUUGGAGGCCUUUCAAAAGCAAACAUGCUGCGAAACGUACGUGGUCGAUCCUUCGUAUCCUGUACCACCGCCCCCGCCUCCUCCGCCGCCGCCACAGACGUGUUGUGCUGGGGCUGGGCGGCCGCCCUACCUGCCACCCCGCCCACUGCCACCGCCACCGCCGCCGGCUUAUCCGCCACCCGCCUACCCUUCCGCCUAUCCGAGCUAUCCGGUGAACAACAAGACGCCCGUUGUGGUGGUGGCCACGCCCAUCAACUGUUGCACGGUCUGCACUUACUCCUACUAUGGUCCGCCGCCGUGUGGGCGCUUCUACAACAACAACAACAGUGGGGAUAAUAAAAAAGUCACCAUAUACGUGCCACCGCCGUACUAUGGUUAA
Molecule: messenger RNA, 714 nt
Organism: Drosophila bipectinata
Lineage: Eukaryota; Metazoa; Arthropoda; Insecta; Diptera; Drosophilidae
Source: RefSeq, a predicted model, not a curated record